Molecule: messenger RNA, 1857 nt
Organism: Diabrotica virgifera virgifera (western corn rootworm)
Lineage: Eukaryota; Metazoa; Arthropoda; Insecta; Coleoptera; Chrysomelidae
Product: calponin homology domain-containing protein DDB_G0272472-like
Exons: 1
Coding region: 1-1857 (618 amino acids)
Source: RefSeq, a predicted model, not a curated record
AUGCCUAUUAAUGUGAAGAUAUCCCUUUGCAAAAUUACCAGAGCUAGCAAACUUUUUCAACGGAACUACUACCUUCCUCUGCUGAAGCCUUUGUCUCCAAAAGAUGCUUUGAGAAGAAAAAUUAUUACUGGUCAAAAUGUUUUGGGAAAUAGAAUCGAGCAUUACAUCCCAGUCCUUAAACCACAUGAUGAAAAAAUUGCAGAAAAAAGAAGAAGAGGUAAAGGCGUACCAGUGGUCAAGAAAAGAAUAAAACGACAUGCAACCGAACGCUACGUGAUUCCCUUCCUUGAUGAAAACAUGGAAAACCAUGGAAUACUGCAAAAUAUUUUGCGAAGAAAAUCAAAAGGAAAGGGUCAACACUAUCUCUAUGAAGUAACUGAUAAAAUGUGUACCCUGGUGAUUGAUUCACAAAUGGAAAAAGCUUUAAAGGAUAAAGAUAUUGUUGACAUUGUAAUGGCUCAGCGCAGUGAGAAGGUUGUUUUUAAAUUAAGUAACGAACUUAAAAUUACUCUUCCCUUAGCACCUUUCAACGACAAUGUUCCUCUUUAUCGUGGCAGCGGAUGGACUAAAGAAUAUGUCGAGCAGGAACAUCAUCACGGUAAAGAAACUAUGUCCAUAGCCAAACUUUUUGAAGCUAAAGAGUCUGGUGUUGAAGAUUGGGAAUUAGAAAUGAUGAGAUUAGCAAACAAAAGAAAGAAGAAGCACAAGGGUGAAGAUAAUGCCGACUGGAAGCAAAUGUUAUCAGGAUGUCUUGAAGAAAUGGAUUGGGAUAAGUUCGAGGAAGACACAAAACAAAUUGUUGAAGAACAGGAAGAGGUUGUCGAAGAAGAAAAUAUUCCAAUGGAAGUGAACGACAUGGAUAAAACAACGAAUGUAGCUGCGAAACUAAAAGCUGCAGGUGAAGAAGUAAUAUGUCAAUUACCAGUAAUGAAAGAGAUCCCAGAAGUUAUUAAGAAUUUAGAAACUGGUGAAAUGUGUGAAUUAGCAAAUGUAUCUGGUGCAAUGAUAACUCUUCCAAGUAACAGCAAAGAAUGUUUCGUUGUCGGUCAAAUGGUUAAAUCUGAUGAGAAUGAAGUAUUCGUUCCAGGACAAACACUUAUUAGCGAAGACGGUAAUGCAGAUUAUACACCAGGUAUAACAAUUAAUGAUGACCUCGAGCCUACCCUGAUUGCCGGCCUUGUGAUGGGGGAAGAAGAAUCUACACCGAUGUUCUUGCCAGGUGAGUCGACUAUAACCGAAGAAGGACAGUUGAAAUUCGAAUCGACCGAAGAAGACCGACCGAGACGACGACGUCUUCCCUCUGAUAGCCCCCCUCCACCACCCAAACCAAAGCCAAGACCUAAAGUUGAGGAGGAGAUCGUCAUUCGUAGACGUGUUACUGAUGAACCAACCGAGCCACUAAUUAAAGAGAGAGUUAAGAAGCGUGCGCCAGUUAUUGAGCUCAAGAGACCCGACUCUCCUCCUAGGGAAAUUAGGAAAGUCAGAGAACCUAUGGAAGACCCCCUCAAACUAAUGGAAGAACAGAGGAGAAAACGAGAAGAAGAAGAAAGGAAGAGAAUGAAAGACAGGUUGGAAGAAAAAAUCCUUAAAGAAGAAUCCAAGGUGGACAAGUUGCGUUUAGAUAUGAGAAAAAAAUUCUUGAAUCUGAAGUUUGAAAAACCCAAAGAGUACGUGCCGAUCGAACCUAUCAAGAAGAGUCAGAAAUUAGAAGAGUUGGAGUUGAGUAUAAAGAAGGGUACGUUCUUCGACGAUACCAAAACGAAGGAUAUACUCGAAAAAGCGAAGAGUGCGACAAGAAUGUUGAAAUACCAGCACGUUCUUAAUGCAUAUGGUAACGACUUUGGUAAGCGAUUCUAA